Nannospalax galili (Upper Galilee mountains blind mole rat) is the source of this 3359-nucleotide messenger RNA. RefSeq names its product transmembrane protein 42 (gene Tmem42). NCBI's taxonomy places the organism in Eukaryota, Metazoa, Chordata, Mammalia, Rodentia, Spalacidae. The coding region runs from base 20 to 499 and encodes 159 amino acids. The transcript is spliced from 3 exons. The record is from RefSeq and is a predicted model, not a curated record.
GAGGCGGGCACGGGGCGCCAUGGCGGCUGAGCCUCAGCCCCCAGGCGUCGCUGUGUCGGCGGCCGCUUACCCGGAGUCGCCGGCCGAAUAUCCUGCGCGCCUGCAGGCCGGCGCGAUGCGGCGCCGCUUCUGGGGCGUGUUCAACUGCCUGUGCGCCGGCGCGUUCGGGGCCCUAGCCGCCGCCUUCGCCAAGCUGGCCUUCGGCAGCGAGGUGAACAUUGGCUUAUGUAUCUUAGGCAUUAUUGCCAUGGCGAGCACCAAUUCUCUGAUGUGGACCUUCUUUAGUCGGGGCCUCAGUUUCUCUAUGUCUUCAGCCAUUGCAUCUGUCACAGUGACUUUUUCAAACAUACUCAGCUCGGCCUUCCUAGGGUACGUGCUGUAUGGAGAGUGCCAGGAGGUCUUGUGGUGGGGAGGGGUGUUCCUCAUCCUCUGUGGGCUCACCCUGAUCCACAGGAAGUUCCCACCCACCUGGAAGGAAACUCUUCAGAAGCAGCAGUGAUAUCAGUUGGUUGGAUGGACUCACUGGAAAGGUGACCAUGACACCUAACCUGGGGUUGGAGUGUUGGAUGCUUCUAGGUGGUGUGAGAGAGCAGCCUACUGACUGUCAGCCAGAGGGAUAUGCCAGACCGGCCAAAGCCUCCAACCUCACAGCCUGAGGGCUGAAGCACUGCUUCUGUGAGGGGAGACAACCACCUCAGCAUGAGGCCUGAGCCCUUCAACAUUUGUGAAAUGUUUCAAUUCUUGUGCUCCAGGGCCUCCGGAGUGAGCCCUAGCAGGCUCUGGAGAUCUGGAGGGUGCUCAGCAACAUGUCUGGUCCUGAAAACACACUCUGUAAUUACAGUCCUGCCACCUGACCAAGGCUCCUCAUACCUUCAGAGUCAGCAGCUGGUGGGGCUUCCUGACAUAGCCAUGUGAUGUGUCAGGUAGUCUGUGCCAUGCCUGUAUAACACAGCAAGAGAAGGUCCCAGGCUAUUAAAUAUUUCUUUGUAAGUUAAAGCUGCUAGGCAUGGAAUUUUAAUUCUUUCUCUCUCACUUUGGGAGUGACAGUGAGCUGAACUUCCAGAGUAGGGUAGGCAUGGAAGUUCUGUUCUCUCCCAAGUCUCCUGGGGUAGGACCCUGCAAAUGAAGGACCUCAGAGUUCUUCUUCACUUUCCUUAUUAGGUAAAGUGUCUCAGAGGGUGGCCUUACCUUUACUGUUAGGUGUCUUCUGUCUUUUUAUUUUGUUUGUUUUAUGUGUGUGUGAGUGCAGACAUGUGCCACACGGCACACGUGGCGGUCAUAGGAAAAUUUUGGGGAGUCAGUUCUCACCUUCCAUCUUGUUUAGGCAGGGUUUCUCAUUUCAGAUGCGAAGCAUACUCCAGGCUAGCUGGCCUGCAGGCUUCUGGCUGAUUCUGUCUCUGGCUCCCAUCUUGCUGUAGAAGUGCUGGGAUUACAGAUGCAUACCUCUACUUCUGGCAUUUUAUGUGGGUUUCAAGGAUCAAACUCAGAUCAUCAGGUUUGUGCUUUUACUUGCUGAGCCAUCUCCCCAGGGCCAUCCUUUGACUUUCCUUCCCAGCUUUCCUUGACUCUUGAUGUCUCACACCAUGUGUAUAAUUGCUAGUGCAAAGCCAUCUGAGCAUUACUUUUCUGUCCCGGCACACAGCUUUAGCCUGGUACUUCUCUGCUUUGUUCCCCUGGGACUCCUAAAAGCCUCUUUCCUCCCCAGCUUUCCACAUAUAUUCUCCACAGUUGCCAAGGCCCUGACUGCUGGGGCUGGGACAGGGGAGGAUCCCAUCUAGACACCUCAUCUUGCCUGCACAGUGCCUGAAUUUCCCCUCCCUUACCUUCUGCACAGGUGACAGAGGGACCUUACUGACACAGUUCCACAGCCUCUGCUAAUUGGGGCUUGGCCCUCCCCCACCACUUUGCACAGGAAUUUCUGUCUUGACAUCUCUUUUAUCCCUACAUACUGGAGUCAUCGCAGGGAUCUGGUCUGAAAGGCUUCCAAAUGAACAAGUCCAGAACUGCUGCUGUGCUUUUGUGCUUGCUCCUCUCCUCUGCCUUAGCCUCCCUUCACUCGCCCCUCUCCCUGGCAAUAACCUCUGCUCCUAUUUCUAAACCCUUUUAAUCUCUCAUGGGGGUCAAGGCAAAACUGUGAUUCACAGAUUGCUAGCUGCUUUGGCAUUUUGAAGCCUCCUGACCACUCCCAAGAGGAAGGUGCUCUUGUUAUUCUCAUCAUAGGUGAGGAAACUCAGGAGCAGGUGUAGUAACUUGCCCAAUGUCACACAGCCCAGGCUCUCUGACUGUAGGCUUCGCUCUUAAUCUUCACCACUCUCUUGCCUCCUACAUCAAAUCAAGCCCAGUGAGGCCCAGCCACACAAUGUUCCCAAGUCUCAGAUCCCUUUUGUCACCAGGCUCUCCUAGUCUGUAUGUUCCACCUCCUUAUCUACUCUGAUCCCAUCAUUCUACCAGUGAGGAAGAUGAAAGGCAUUCAAGGCUCCAUAAGGUGUGUUCCCAUGUGGGCCAAGCACCAGCUAAAUCCAAGUGUUACGGCUGCUUAGAGCCACUGGUAAGGCUCCCUGGGUCAGGCCAUGACACAGGGCAGAAGAAGAUCAUCUUGGCCCAGGCACUGUCCUGAGGGAACCCUGCCUCCCAUCUAGAUAUCAGCUGGAUGCAUAGAGAUGAUUGAUAUUGACUCUCAUCAAUAGAUAAGCCUACAGGAAAACUAAAAGAUCGAGAUAUUUUCAUAAGGGGAGGAUGAGUCAUUUUCUAGAAAGAGAGUGGUACACCUCUGGAAUCAUCUGAGAAGACGGGAAAAGUUCAUAUUUUUUUCAGUGCAGAGGGUGGUUCUCUUACAAAGAGAAUAAACUGUGACAAUAUUUGUGUUUCUAAUGUGUGCCCUGGAUGAUGACUUGAGCUUUAUUUUGUUUGCUUUGGAGCUAGAUAUUUGAUACCAGGCUUUGUGGCCUUGAUAGAGGGCAGUUACUGUUUCUUUAUUUUACUUUCCUUUUUUUUUUUUUGGAGAUAGGGCAGACCUUGAACUUGCUAUGUAGACCAGACUGGCCUUGAACUCACAGAGAUCCAUCUGCCUCUGCCUCCCAAGUGCUAAGAUGAGAGGCGCGUGCCCACAUGCCUGGCUUACUUGCUUCUAUUUUUGAAAAUGUACAACUCGGUAGUUUUGCAGUAUAUACCCACAAGGUUUUCAACCAUUGUCACUAAUUCUAGAACAUCUUUCUCACUACCAAAAUAAAGUCAUACCUAUUAGUAGUCACUCUCUGUUCCAUGCCCUACCCCACCCCAGCCCCUGUAAUCACAAGUCUUUUUGUCUCUAUGGAUUUGCCUAUUCUAGACAUGUCAUUAAAGUGGAAUCAUUUACUGUA